This is a messenger RNA of Maudiozyma barnettii, 1668 nucleotides long. Its product is annotated as M20 family metallopeptidase. NCBI's taxonomy places the organism in Eukaryota, Fungi, Ascomycota, Saccharomycetes, Saccharomycetales, Saccharomycetaceae. The coding region runs from base 1 to 1668 and encodes 555 amino acids. The transcript has a single exon. The record is from RefSeq and is a predicted model, not a curated record. Gene Ontology annotation, molecular function: metallocarboxypeptidase activity. Gene Ontology annotation, cellular component: fungal-type vacuole lumen.
AUGACAAUAAUCAAACAAUUGUCGACUGCCCUAACACUAAGCACAUUAGUACUUGGUGCAGCCAUCUAUCCUAGGGCCGAUGAGUCUACAAGUAUCAAACCAGCUUGUGACAAAGCAGAUGCGUUAGUUCCAUCUUUCCAAAAUUCAAUUGAAAAAAUAUUAUUCGACUCCGAAUAUAAGGAUGCUUCAAUCGAAAGAUUAAGUGGUGCCGUUCAGAUCCCUACAGUGGUAGAUGAUGACCCUCCUAAUCCUCAGGAUGAUAUGGGCUAUUAUUCUAACUUCACCACUCUACACACUUACCUAAACGAAACAUUUCCGUUACUCCAUAAAACUUUAAAAGUAGAGUUUAUUAACACUUUUGGUCUGUUAUAUACCUGGGAAGGUGCUGAUACAUCCUUAAAGCCUAUGCUAUUUACGGCUCAUCAAGAUGUGGUUCCAGUCAAUAAUAAUACUAUUGAUGACUGGACAUUCCCUCCUUUCUCUGGUCAUUAUGACAAUCAGACCGACUCACUAUGGGGUAGAGGUUCCUUUGAUGUAAAGAACCUAAUGAUUGCUCACAUGGAAGCAGUGGAAAAAUUAUUAGAAGAUGGCUACCAGACCGAUCGUACCGUACUAUUAUCUUAUGGAUUUGAUGAAGAAGCUGGUGGUACGUGGGGUGCUAAAUAUAUUGCUAAUAUCAUUGAGGAGAAAUACGGGCAAGAUGGUGUCAUGGUUAUGUUUGAUGAGGGUCCAGGUUUAGUUAAACUAGACAACACCACCUACAUUGCUGCUAUUCCUAAUGCAGAAAAGGGUUACUUAGAUGCUGUGGUUACGGUUAAUGGUGUUGGUGGUCAUUCUUCUUCCCCACCCGCUCAUACUACAAUAGGUGUCGCUGCUUCUAUGAUAACUUCAUUGGAAGAUAAUCCAGCUUUGUUUGACUUUAACGUACAAAACCCAUUGUAUGGCUUUAUGACAUGUGCUGCCGAAUAUUCUUCUUUACUUCCAACAUCUAUCAAAGAAAUGGUUUUGGGCGCAGCAACUAAUGAAACUUUAGAAAACUUAUUGGGGCAAACUUUGUACAAUACAGAACUAACUAAAAACUAUAUUACAACUACUCAGGCCGUAGAUAUAAUUAAUGGUGGUGUUAAAGCAAAUGCCUUACCUGAAACCACCGAAUUCACAGUUAACCAUAGAGUUGCUUAUGGAUCAUCCGUUGAUGAAACUAAACAAAGAAUUUUCAAUUACGCAAACAUCACUGCCACUUCAUUUGGUUAUGGUCUAAUAGUUGAAGGGGAACAAAUUAUCAACACCACUAGUCUUGGUUAUAUUAGGGUUGACUAUACACAAUUCUUAGAGCCAUCUCCAGUCUCUGCUUCAAAUGGCCCAACUUGGGAUCUACUUACAGGUACCAUUCAAAAUCUAUUUGUCAAUGAUGUUUGGGGUCCACAAGGGUUGGACAACAACGUAUACAGUGCAAGUGCAAUUGUUACCACUAACACCGAUUCUAAACAUUAUUGGAAUGUAACUGAUACUAUCUAUAGAUUUAUCGGUGCAGUCACCGAUCCUUCUAUCUUGGAGACUGUUCAUAGUGUCGAUGAACAUGUUAUAAUGGAUAACCAUCUCCAAAGUGUCGCGUUCUUCUAUGAAUUUAUCGUAAAUACCAAUGAUCAUGGUCAAGAUAUCGAAUAG